UAAUUUACACGAACAAUUAAAAAAUGCAUUAGGAGGAGGAGGAGGAGGAGGAAUAUCAAAUCAAAAUAUUAAUAUUGAAUAUUCAAUUGAUUUCGGAAAAACUUGGCAUUUUUUAUUACAACCAUGUUUUCGUGGUUCAGCUUGUUCACAUAAUGUACAACAUGUUUAUUCUUCAAGUAUUAUAUUACCAACAUCUGGAUGGUAUCGUAUAACAUUACCAUUACCAAUAGCAACAUUACAACAAGAAUAUAUACGUUUUCGUAUAACUACUCCAUUGUUUGCUAUGUCAGUUUAUUCUACAAGUAAUUCUUGGGCUAUUGAUGAAGUUUUUAUUGGACGAUGUCCUCGAGUAUGUAGUGGACAUGGAUGGUGUCAAUUAAAUUCAUGCAGAUGUGAUACUGGUUUCUCGGGCAAAUUUUGUGAAAUAAGCAAUACAACAUUAUUCAAUCGAGCAUCAUUUCUAAUGGAUAAUAAUGAUAAUCAAACAGAUCUAAUGACUUAUCACGGCGGCCAACUUAGUUAUAAAUGUGAUAUAAUCUCACAAGGCAAAGCAUUAGUAUUUUCAAAAUCUGGCUUUCGAUAUUUACGAAUAUCAAAUAUAAAUGGUAGUUCACCAAAAUUACUUGAAUUUACACUUCGUCUUGGUAAUACAAAUGCACAAUGUUUUGGAACAAGUAUAAACGAUCUUGAUCGUGAUUUAAAAUCGGUUUUAUUAUUAUCAUCAUGUUCAAAUGGUGUUCAUUGGACUAUAAUUGAUCAUUUUCGUAUAUCAGAUAUUCUUGCUCGAGAUUUUCGGUUUAGUUUUAUUAUUUAUUUGAUUACAAAUUAUUGA
Molecule: messenger RNA, 832 nt
Organism: Rotaria sordida
Lineage: Eukaryota; Metazoa; Rotifera; Eurotatoria; Philodinida; Philodinidae
Source: the annotation of a GenBank genome assembly